Molecule: messenger RNA, 2376 nt
Organism: Pistacia vera
Lineage: Eukaryota; Viridiplantae; Streptophyta; Magnoliopsida; Sapindales; Anacardiaceae
Product: cation/H(+) antiporter 28
Exons: 4
Coding region: 1-2376 (791 amino acids)
Biological process (GO): regulation of pH; proton transmembrane transport
Cellular component (GO): endomembrane system; membrane
Molecular function (GO): antiporter activity
Source: RefSeq, a predicted model, not a curated record
AUGGCAAAUAAUAACACAAAAGGAAGGAUACCAACAAAAAAAUGUAGGGAUUUUGUAGGCAUAGCAUUUGCCAAUAGCUCAGGAAAAGUUUUGGGUGUCUUGUUGGCAUUUAUUUUGAGCAAUCUUGCACAUCACCUUCUAAAGCCUGUAUAUCAACCCCGCAUAACUUCUGAUAUCGUCAUAGGGCUGGUUCUUGGUAGCAUAAAAAAGGUUCGAGAUUCAUUUGAGCCAGAAGUGAUAAUGACAAUUGAUUUUAUAGUAGAAUUUGGUAUGAUUUGCUACAUGUUUGUGUUGGGACUAGAAAUGAAUUUAUAUGUGAUUCUAAAACCACCAACUCGAGAUGCCAUUGUGGCCUAUGCUGGGAUGAUUUCAACAUUCAUUUUAACUUGCACCAUAACCCCAUUUCUUAAUUAUGCAAGAAAUCCGAGUAUUGCAUUCACCCUUUGCCUGGCACUCACAUUAGCAGGCAAUGGCUCUCAUAUACUCUCUAGAGUCAUAACAAAUCUCAAGAUAGGCAAGUCUGAUAUAGGAAAGCUUGGAAUGGGUGCAGGAGUUCAUGCCGAUAUGGUUUCAAUGCUUUUGAUUUGUUUGGGAAGUAUUUUUUUCCCAAGACUUGCAACUAUUCAAGAUAGCAUUAGAGCAUAUCUCACAAAGGCUGCUGCACUCAUCAUCCAGUCAGUUUUUGCUGCAAAAGUUUCACCAAUUUUCAUGAGCUGGAUUAACAAUGAAAACCCUGAAGGCAAAGCCAUGAAAGGCACACAUCUUGUGUUGUCACUGGCCUUCAUGGUGUUUGUAUGCAGCUGCUCUCCAUGGUAUGGUUACAGCUCCAUUCUCAGUGCAUUUAUGGCUGGGAUUUUUUUCCCCUCUGAAGGGAGAAUCUCAAAGUGGGCAGUGGGAAAAAUCAAUUACUUGCUAAGCACUGUUUACUAUCCUAUUUUCUUCUUUUGGGUGGGUUACCAUGCUGAUCUCCAUAAAUUUGAAGCUGGCAGUUUAGGCACCUGGGCAAGAUUCUUCAUGCUUCUAAUCAUAACUAUAGUUGGGAAAGUUGCUGGAACAGUCAUUUGUGGAGUUAUGUUAGGUUUUCAUUGGCCUGAGUCUGUUGCACUGGGGCUUUUGUUGACUGCAAAGGGUCAUUUUGCCAUUUUCUUGGCUGUCAUUUCCUAUGCUGUAAAUCAAACCACAACUACAACAAGUGCUCUAAUGGUGGUAUGCAUCUUUCUCUCCGUUGUCCACACCCCAUUUGUGGUGGGGCAUAUUAUCAAACGAGCAAGGAAACGUGCACCAACUCGGCGGAUGGCAUUGCAGUGGCUUGACCCAUCACAACAGCUUAGAAUUUUGCUUUGUCUACACGGCCCUCAGAAUCUUGCUUCUACCAUCAACUUCAUUGAAAUUUCUCGAGGGCCAGCUGACCCUGGAAUCAUGGUUUAUGUUACUGACAUGAUUGAACUUACAGACCAGAUCGCCGCCACGCUUGUGCAGCAAGAAGGACUUUCGGAAUCAGUGGACACUGUGACUGUCACAGACAAGGCAGUGAUGGAAAUGAGAGAAGAAAUCACCAAUGGAGUCCAAUCUUACGUAGAUGAAAAUGGUGAAGGUAUCACACUCAAACGAAUGCUUGCUCUCUCAACUUUCAGUGGCAUGUCCCAAGAUAUCAGCAUUUUAGCUGAAGACCUCAUGGUUUCACUCAUCAUCUUGCCUUUUCAUAUAAGACAACGUGAGGAUGGUACCUUAGAUGGCGGCCAUCCCGGCUUCCGAUAUGUCAACCGCAAGCUGUUGAAGAAUGCAACAUGUUCAAUUGGGAUCCUGGUGGAUAGAGGGUUUGGACAGAUGGGAAGAAUUUCAACAGCACAAGCAUCAAUAAAUGUGGCAGUGAUAUUUAUAGGAGGGAGGGAUGAUAGAGAGGCAUUGGCAUAUGCAGGAAGAGUGGCAAGGCAUCGAGCAGUAAGACUGACAGUAAUAAGAUUCCUACUAGACAUCCCAGAGAAUUCACAAAGAAGAAUUUACAAGGACAACACAGCUGAGCAUGAAGAAGAGAUGAAACUUGAUGAUGAAGCAUUUGCAGAGUUUUAUGAGAGACAUGUAGCAGGAGGGCAUGUAGCUUACAUGGAAAAGCACCUGGCAAAUUCAGCAGAAACAUUUGCAACACUGGGGUCAUUUGAAGGGCAAUAUGUACUGAUAAUUGUGGGGAGAGGAGGGAGAGUGGACUCAAUUUUGACAGCAGGAAUGAAUGAUUGGCAACAAUGUCCGGAGUUGGGGCCAGUUGGGGAUGUUCUUGCAGGGGCAGAUUUUUCAGUCAGGACUUCAGUUUUGAUCAUCAAACAACAUGACAGUAAAGGAGACCUAGAUGGACUUGAUGAAGACUUCUCUAUCAUGUAA